Molecule: messenger RNA, 2885 nt
Organism: Durusdinium trenchii
Lineage: Eukaryota; Dinophyceae; Suessiales; Symbiodiniaceae
Source: the annotation of a GenBank genome assembly
CUCGCUCCUAGUAGCGAUGCCCUUUGUUCUGGACCCCUUGUUCCUUGUGACCGUCUGCCGUCCUUCCGCCCGUUGCCCAUGACAUGUCUCCUUUGGCGCUCACGGCGCAGCCCUGACCGGGCAUGUGCCAGUGGAACGUGCCGAGCAAGACUUGGAAGCCUGAGCAGAGUCCUGAAGUUGACCAAGCCUUUGAGAGGACCCGUUCGGUGUCCAAAACGGACUGUUUUGCUUUUUGCCCGGUUCCCCUUUCAAGUUCCGUUUUUUCUGAAAGCUCCUGCAAAGGGUUCUCCGUAAAAAACAGCUACCAGCUUCAUAUCCCACAUCGUCGCCUUCACCAUCACCACGGUCAGCAUCACCACGUGUAUCAUCAUCAUGAUCGUCAUGAUCAUCAUCAUCAUCAUCAUCAUCACCAUCAGGAUCAUCCGUCAAAACCACAGUGUCUGUGGAAUCUAGGAUUGAUUUCAUUUCGUUCAGUCUUUAUCAUCUGCCAACAUCCGUUAAAACUGUCUCACUUCUACUGUGCUUUCGGGCUACGCAGUCAGGCCGUCCAGUUCCUGUGCAGUCCUAGAAGGGUGGCGAGUGGAGGACAUUGAUAUUUUCUUUGUAAAACUCCCACCUGAUGGUCACCAGCAAGGAAGAAGGUCUCUUCACCACGCCGCUUGGUGCUGCACCCUCGCCGCCGGUACGUGGGCCUCGACCGCAAUGACCCCCUCCACGCGGAGCCCGCGGAGCGCGCGCCGAAAACGAGCGAAGACCACUUUCGGGGUGAGCACCGACGAAGGACAUUUUGGAACGAUUCUGUUGCCAGAAGUAUGCUCCAAACGUGACCUUCAGCAAGUCUUGCAGACUUUUCAGGAACGAAGGCAAUGGAAUUUUGCACUGGCCAUGUUGGAGGCAGUCAGAGAAAAUGGCGCUAUAACUUUGGAUGCGUCCAAUUACACAGUUGGGCUUUCAGCCUGCUCUAGGGCCCAAAGAUGGCAGCAAGCAUUGAAGUUGCUUGAGGCCAUGCCAAGUGCCAACGUAGAGCCAAAUGUCAUCAACUACAAUGGAGCCAUCAGUGCUUGUGAGAAAAGCCGGAAGUGGCAGCAAGCUUUGAUGUUGUUUCAGGCUAUUCCAACUGCACGGUUGUCGCCGGAUGUUAUCAGCUACAACGCAUCCAUCAGUGCUUGCGAGAAGGGUGGACAAUGGCAGCAAGCAUUGGAGCUGUUCAAGGCCAUGCCCAAGACAAAACUACAACCCAAUGUCAUCACCUACAGCGCUGCUAUCAGUGCUUUUGAGAAGGGCGGGCAAUGGCAGGAAGCAAUGAAGUUGUUCGAGACCAUGCCAGAAGAUACAGUACAGCCAAAUGUUGUCAGCUACAGUGCGGCCAUCAGUGCCUGCGAAAAGGGCGGGCAGUGGCAGGAAGCUUUGAAGUUGUUUGAGGCCAUGCCAAGAGCAAAAGUGCAGCCAAAUGUAGUCAGCUACAGCGCGACUAUCAGCGCGUGUGAGAAGGGCGGGCAAUGGCAAGAAGCUUGGAAAUUGUUCGAUGCCAUGCCAGUGGCGAAAGUCCAACCAGAUGUUUUCAGCUACAGUGCCGCCAUCAGUGCUUUUGAGAAGGGCGGGCAGUGGCAGGAAGCAUUGAAGUUGUUUGAGGCCAUACCAAAGGCCAAAGGGCAGCCAAACGUCAUCAGCUGCAGUGCAGCCAUCAGUGCCUGCGAGAAGGGCGGGCAGUGGCAGGAAGCAUUGAAGUUGUUUGAAACAAUGCUGUGUGCGAAUGUGCAGCCAGAUGUCAUCAGCUGCAAUGCAGUCAUCAGUGCCUGCGAGAAGGGCGGGCAGUGGCUUGAAGCAUUGAAGUUGUUUGAGGCCAUGCCAAUGGUGAAAGUGCAGCCAACAGUCAUUAGUUACAAUGCGGCCAUCAGUGCCUGUGAAAAGGGUGGGGAAUGGCAGGAAGCGUUGAAGUUGUUUGAAGCCAUGCCAGGUGCAAAUUUGCAGCCCGAUGUCAUCAGUUGCAAUGCAGCCAUCAGUGCCUGCGAGAAGGGCGGGCAAUGGCAGAAAGCAUGCAAGUUGUUUGAGGCCAUGCCAAUGGCUAGAGUGCAGACAGAUGUUAUUACUUACAAUGCAGCCAUCAGUGCCUGUGAGAAGGGUGGGGAAUGGCAGGAAGCCUUGAAUCUGUUUAAGGCCAUGCCAAAGGCGAAAGUUCAGCCAACCGUCGUUAGUUACAAUGCAGCCAUCAGUGCCUGCGAGAAGGGCGGACAGUUGCGGGAAGCAUUGAAGUUGUUUGAGGCCAUGAGCGCAGCCAAUUUUCAUUUGCUGCAAGGUCGCCGUUGGGGCUGGCAAGAAGAGUGGGCAAUGGCAGGAAGCACAGAAGUUGCUUGACGGCAUCGGUGGCAAAAGUGGAGCCAAGCACUGCAAGCUCUGAUUGACGACCCAGCUAUUCGUCAGAGCAUGAUGCGAAAGAGUGUAUAUAUAUAUAUACACACUGUAUAUGAAGCAAAAGUUGCAAGCGGUCAUUUUGAACAACGUUGUUUCAAAAAUGACCGCCUGCAAAUUUUGUUUGAAGCGCCUCUCCCAGUCUGCAUGUCCAGUCAGCUUCGAACAUUGUGAGACUGUGACACUUGAGAGAUUGACCGACUCACGACAUUCACAGGAGAACUGAUCGACCGACCGACCGUCUUGCAGCAGAUCUUCGGAUCUUCUCAUUUUUGCGAAGGCGAAGAUCUGACACAUUCUCGGAACACAGGCGCUGAGUGUGGAAGGUUAACUUGGCGACGUCUUGGCGAGGUCGGCCCCAUUCGGAUCCGUUGGAAGCCGAGCUGGUCAAACUGACAAGGUUGAUGCAGAGCUGGUUGGAGUUUCGAUCUUGCUCCAUGGCCAGACGGCAGUUUCCAGUGACUUCGACGAUUUGG